This is a messenger RNA of Cottoperca gobio, 1200 nucleotides long. RefSeq names its product homeobox B1a (gene hoxb1a). Gene Ontology annotation, cellular component: nucleus. Gene Ontology annotation, molecular function: DNA-binding transcription factor activity, RNA polymerase II-specific; RNA polymerase II cis-regulatory region sequence-specific DNA binding. The transcript is spliced from 2 exons. The coding region runs from base 1 to 1200 and encodes 399 amino acids. The record is from RefSeq and is a predicted model, not a curated record. Gene Ontology annotation, biological process: regulation of transcription by RNA polymerase II. NCBI's taxonomy places the organism in Eukaryota, Metazoa, Chordata, Actinopteri, Perciformes, Bovichtidae.
AUGGACAACAUGAACUCGUUUGUGGAAUACUCCAUUUGUAACCGACCUGGGACCGGCGCUUAUUCUGCGCCUAAACCUGGAUACCACCACCACCACCAUCAUCAUCUGCAUCACCAUCCUCCGGAUCAGCAUCAGGGCUUCCCGGUGACCUCCGGCUCCUUUCAUACGGGACCCACCGGGUCUCCAGCUCCCGUUAACGGGACGAGAAGUGACAGCAGCGCCGCGGGAGUGAGUUACACCGGAGAUGGGCGGCUGUACGGGGGCUCUGGGGGUGGAGGAGCGCUCGGGUCCACAGGGGCGACCCAGCAUCAACAGCAGCAUCCUCAACAUCAUCAUCAUGAGCAACAACAGCAUCAGCAGACGAACAACGGCUACCAUCAUCAUCAUCCUCACCUUCAAACCCAAAGCUUACAAAGCGGAACACUGUCUCCCUAUAAUAACGGGAAUAGCGGCAGCACCGGGGCCUAUGCGGCCCAGGCGUGCGCCACAAACUCGGAGUAUGCAAACGCUAUAGGCCCUCCCAACACCGUUCAUUCCCAAUAUUUCAUGGAGGACUCUGUGGCCUCCACCUACUAUCAUCAAUCAACCUUCCCCAGCUCAGCCCCCACCGUUGGCCCCAGCUACGGGGCCCUGGCCGGGGCCUACUGCGGGCCUCAGGGCGCUCUGGCCGGGUCACAGUACCCGCAGCAGCUUAGCGGGGGUCUGGACGCAGCGGGCUACCUGGGUCUUCCACACGCGGGAGGUUAUGGGGAGCUACCGGCUUCCCAGGACCGAGAAAAGGGUGAAGAGGAGGGCCAGCAGGCCGGGCAGGGGCAGACUUUCGACUGGAUGAAAGUGAAGAGGAACCCUCCCAAAACCGUCAAAGUGUCGGAUUUCGGCCUCGCGGGCGCACACAACAACGCCCUGCGCACGAACUUCAGCACGCGGCAGCUGACGGAGCUGGAGAAGGAGUUCCAUUUCAGCAAGUACCUGACGCGGGCGCGGCGCGUGGAGAUCGCCGCGACGCUCGAGCUCAACGAGACGCAGGUUAAAAUCUGGUUCCAGAACAGGCGCAUGAAGCAGAAGAAGCGCGAGCGGGAGGGAGCCUCCGCUACCGCGCGCUCCUCCGGUGCCGACAGCGGCGUUAACAAGGAGCUGGAAGACACCGAUCACUCCUCCGCGUCCACGUCUCCAGGCGCGUCCCCGAGCUCGGAGACGUAG